Molecule: messenger RNA, 3203 nt
Organism: Artibeus jamaicensis (Jamaican fruit-eating bat)
Lineage: Eukaryota; Metazoa; Chordata; Mammalia; Chiroptera; Phyllostomidae
Product: probable transmembrane reductase CYB561D1
Exons: 3
Coding region: 75-764 (229 amino acids)
Molecular function (GO): transmembrane monodehydroascorbate reductase activity
Source: RefSeq, a predicted model, not a curated record
GGCGGCUCCUGGGCGCUCGCAAACCCGGAAGACGCGCUCCGGCAGCCGGGCGUGUGCGCCGGCCCGGUUAGGCCAUGCAGACCCUGGAGGUAGGUCUGGUUCCCGCUCCAGCGAGGGAGCCGAGACUGACCCGCUGGCUGCGGAGAGGCAGUGUUAUCUUGGCGCACCUGGUAGCUUUGGGCUUCACCAUCUUUCUGACUUUGCUGUCCCGGCCGGGAACCAGUCUUUUCUCCUGGCACCCCGUAUUCAUGGCCUUGGCGUUCUGCUUGUGCAUGGCCGAGGCCAUCCUGCUCUUCUCGCCUGAGCACUCCCUGUUCUUCUUCUGCUCCAGAAAGGCCCGGAUCGGACUCCACUGGGUGGGACAGACCCUAGCCAUCCUCUGUGCCACCCUGGGCCUGGGCUUCAUCAUCGCCAGCAAGACCCGCAGUGAGCUGCCCCACCUGGUGUCCUGGCACAGCUGGGUAGGGAUUCUGACACUGCUGGCCACAGGGGCCCAGGCACUGUACGGGCUCUGCCUCCUCUUUCCCCGGGCAGCCGGGGUCUCGAGGGUGGCUCGCCUCAAGCUCUACCAUCUGACCUGUGGACUGGUGGUUUACCUGAUGGCUACAGUGACGGUGCUCCUGGGCAUGUACUCGGUGUGGUUCCAGGCCCAGAUCAAAGGUGGGUCCUGGUACCUGUGCCUGGCCCUGCCCCUCUACCCAGCGCUGGUGAUCAUGCACCAGAUCUCCAGCUCCUACCUGCCGAGGAAGAAAGUGGAGAUGUGAGUCCCUCUGAACUCUGAGUCUAGAUGGUGCACUUGCCUUGGACAUCAUGGUUCCUUUGGUGACCUUCAAGGCUCCGCUUCCUAAGUGGUAGGGUUUUUACUCUUCGCUGGGCCGAGGGGGUGCGGAACUGCACUGUCGUCGGAUGACUCAAUGGCCCAAAAGGGGGAAAUGUACUGAGUGCGGGUGGGGAGCUUGAUCCUGAAGCCUCCACGCUGACGAGGCACAGAAAGGUUGGGUGCUGGUGCUGAUGGUGGUGGUGUGGUCGUUUCCUGGUUGCUUGCCUGAUGGAGAGUGGGUUCCUGUCACUUAUGAAUGGCAGUUGUGGCACUUUGGGUGACUUGAGAAAGUAGUGUGGGGUAGCGGACAGCGCCCCUGGGUCUUGGUUACGGGUUUUGGUCCUUGUAGGCUCUGUUGAGCGAACUUAGGCAAGUUAUGUAUCUCAGGACCUCAGUCUCUUCAUCUGUGUGAUGAGUGUUUCCCGAUGAGCGCCAACAGUCCUCGUGUCCGAUGACGUCACAGGACACCCCUCCGGCUAAGGACCGCGGGCUGGGCCACUCAGAAGGCUCAGGAGUCACUCUUUCAUAGCCCCUUACCACUGCGGCCUGUCGGGAGCCUGUGUUGAUUUGGCCCCAGACCAGGGCACAAGGGGCCCCGCACCGAGGAGAACAGUAAGGGAAGGGGCCCGAGUGAGGGUCCCUAAACUCUGAGACAGUAAAGGCACUGAAAUCACUUUAAAGCUUUGGGCGAGCAGAAGGGCGCUGGCUCACCCAGGGCUCUAGUUCCUGGCUGGGCUGCCUGGCCCGGCUGAGAUCUUCCUCUGCCCUCCUCAGUUCCCCCGACAUCCACAUUGAGUGGCAACGCAGUCCUGGGCAGCACAUGUUUUGCCUUCCUGGGCUCCGGUCCUGCCUUAGCACACAGCUGUGGAGCUGUCCCAGAGCUUUCAGAACAGAGGAAGAGCCCAGGAGGCAGCAGGUCUCUUUUGAUCUGGGGAAGAUCCCCCUUCCUCGUCAUCUAAGCUUUCCUCUCGGUUUGCCAAGCUUCGGCCCAGCAGGGGGGCUGAGUUUGGUGCCAGCUGGCUGCCGGGGACUGGGCCGUCUUCCCUGCAGAAACCUCUCCUUGUUCCAAACCGAAAGCAGCUCCCCAGACAGCCCUGAGCGGCGAGGGCUGGACGCCAGGCAGGUGCACUGCUCUGGCUCAGCUGGGGACCUCCAUAGGCCAUGGCAAGGACUGAAGGUGGCUGAACAGGAGAGCUGGUGUUGAGGCAGGUGGUGGCAACUCACGGGCCUCUGGGAGGCUGGGGCUCCGGGGUCCAGGACCAGCAGGAGGAGUUCCUAAGUGGCAGCAUUUUGGAUGUCCAGGUCCUUGGAACGUUCCAGAUAUCCUCUCUGAGUGGCUCAGAGGCAAGAUGUUGGUAGGAUGCCACAGUACAGGCAGGGGACCCUACAAGGGAGGAGGUGUCCCCUGGGUGGACUCACUGGGCUCUUCCUGGAUCAGGUGGCAUCUCCCAGGAGCUCUUUGACCCUGAGCUAGGGGAGGGGGCCCUGCUGUGCAGGUGGUGAUUAGCUCUUUUCUUGUCCUCCCCCCCACCCCCAACCCCUGCAAACUACCAAUGUGGUCUGAACUUGGGGGAUAGGGUUACUGGGGCUGAUGGAGCAGUCUCAUCUGGGGGGCGCUUUGAUCAGGGACCCCGUGUCCUCUCCACCAGGCACAGUGGGUGUGGGGAGCCUUACCCCGUCUGCAGUCUGCAGUCUGCAGCCGGGAGAGGGCGGGGUAAUGCUCCCCUGCCUCUGAGAACCUCGCUGCCUGAGGUAUUGCCUCCUCCCAGGUGGUUGGGGGGCUGGUGGGUGGCGGGCAGGCAGGCUGACAGCCAGCAGUUUGCGUGGGCUGUGCCAGCUGAUGUCUAUUCCAAGCCCUAGGAGAAAGGGGGAAGUCAUUUACAUUCUGCAGGAGGAAGGGGCCCAGCUGUCCCAUCUCCGAUCAGGAGGUCUGGAGGGUAGAGGGGGGCACGGGCGGCCUGUGUGCACAAUCUGACUGCAGUGUAGGGAGCAGGUCAACAGGAGGAGCCCUUCUUCUUUGCAGGCCAGAUUGUGGGGGGACUUCCUUCCCCUCCCCUCUGCAUUUCUCCAGCCUUCACCACCUGCCCUCACGUCCAGGGGCAGCAGCUGGACUGCCAUUAGCCCUCCCCGCCAGGGCUCUCGUCCUCCAGCUGGGAUGUGGCAGCUGCCGGCUGCACGGCCUCCUCCCCUUGCUGUCUCCCCCACCUCCUGCACCUCCCUAUCUGGACGUCUCAGGGAUGAGGCGGAGGCCUCCGGAGAGAAGCAAAUGGCUGCCCUUUUGCCCUUGUCCCCGGACUGAGGAAAGCUGCUAGUAGUCAGCCUGUUUUGCCUUUUUUAAAAAAAGACAGGGUGCUCAAAUUAAAAAAAAAAAAAAAAAAAAAAA